AAUAGAGGUAAACAGAGAUAAAAUAAUUAAAUAUGGAGUGUGUGUACAGUGAUGUACUGAUCCAAUUUUUAUAUGUAUUAGGGCUGUGUAAAACACUGGAUUGGCACUGGAUUUGAUAUAUUUUCAGAAUCUCUUGUGUGUUUUAUACUGCCAGUAUGUGUGAUAGUGACACAGACUUUAUACAUGAGGAGAUGAUAUCAUAUAAAACAUGAUGCCACCAAAAGUCUGUUUUUGUGUAUAAUUUGGCAACAGAUGCUGGAAGAGAGCACAAUUAAGUACAAGCUGCGACUCGUAGUUCUGAUCUCUGUUGUGUCUGAAAAAGUGUUUGAUUCCUAUUGUUUACAGACAUUUGAUAGAAAGUUCAGUAGAGGUUUUUUUUUUUUUUCUCUCUCAUUUUUAUUCUCAGCAGUUACCUUUAGCCCGAGCAUGCCGAAAUGUCACACAUUAAUACUUCACUCCAGCUAAACUGACCUGGUUGAAUAUUGACCAGCAAGCAAAUGGUAUGUAAUGCAUACCUGUCCUGUCCACAUACAGUCUGAACAGAUCCUGUAUUCUGUCCUUAAUUAUGUACCUAAUAGCUUACAUUUCAGAUCUCAUGUGCUAGGAACUGGUACUGGGCUUUACUCUGUGUGACACUUUCACAGGUUGGGCCAGAAAUGAUGAGACAUGAGGCAGGCUUGGGACAACUCAAACAAGCUCUUUAUUUUUCUUUACUACUACUACUACUACUACUACUACCACACACACACACACACACACACACAGGUGUAGAUCCUUAUUUUUCCUGGCUCCGCCCUCCAACCCACGCUAGACCACGCCCCCGCCUCCACACUGCAUUAUUCUGUUUAUUUUCAAAAAAAAAAAAAAAAAAAAAAAACAACCACAAUGUCAGUACUGCAUAAGUGUCUUUCAGUUGUAACUAGACAGUAGGAGUGUCUGCUUAAGUUACAUAACCACCAAUAUGUUACUGACAAGUUGCAUUUAAGGCAAAGGGUUUUCACUUGGCAGUGAUUAUUGUCUCUUUGUCCUGCUGCUGAAAGCGACGUGAGCAGCAAUUUAACACACAAUGCCUUAUAGCUGUCUGUGAGUGGAGGAUUAACGGUGAACUGCUGCUUCUUGUCCAUGUCGGUUAAUGUUAGACAGAAAUCACACUUCGCCUGUUGCACUUUCGACUGGUAUCACAAGUGGUGUGUGUGACACCUUCAGUCAGGGCUGUGCAAAGUCUGGAGCUGAUCAGAAUGACGGCAAUAAGAAUUAUGGCUGUGACUCCUGCUGCCCAGAAGUCUCAUCCUUUUUUCCUUGAAGUGGUGUGUCGCACUCUUAUCAUCCUGUGUGUGGCUCUCUCCAUUGUCCAGUCCUCCAUCGCAGUGUGUGAUGGACACUGGCUGCUGACCAAACGGCGCAUGUUUGGCCUCUGGUUCUUCUGUGAGGUGGACACAGAGAACUCUGGUGCACCCCGUAACUGCAGCAGGCACAUUGGAGAGGAAGUGGGCCAGCUCCUGGAGUACGGGCUCGGGUUGUGUCGCUGUGUUGUCUCUCUGGCUGUGGUGAGCGCCAUCUUUGGCCUGGAGCUGCUGGUAAUAUCACAGGUGAGCGAGGGACUGGCAUCUAGGCAGCGAUGGCAUCUAGGGUCAUGGCUUGUGCUGCUGGCUGCAGGAUUGGCUGCCGCAGGGGUCAUGACCUUUGUGUUCCUAUUAUGGGAUUAUGCUACACCUCUGAGGUUCACGCUCAGCUUCUGGUCCCAGUUCACUGCAACCUUCCUCUUCUUCCUCAAUGGCAUGGCAGCACGGCACAUCCAGAAUAUGGCAUAUUUUCUGUCCUCCAGUGGUGAUGUGGGGAAACCGUAGGCAUUGGCCAUUCUCGACAUACCACUGCUGAGUGAUGUACAACGUUCACAGAACAAAAACUAUCAGUUUAUAUUAUAAAGCUUGAUUUAUUGAAGUUAAUGAGUUAAAUAGUUUAUCUGAAAGAACUGUGCAAUUAAGCAGAAUUUGAGUUAUACCUACAAACUAAAUAGUUUAUUCAGUUCAUCUAAAUCUUUAUGAAAACUUAUCAAUAAACACUUUUCACAAUUUCA
Molecule: messenger RNA, 2077 nt
Organism: Pangasianodon hypophthalmus (striped catfish)
Lineage: Eukaryota; Metazoa; Chordata; Actinopteri; Siluriformes; Pangasiidae
Gene: tmem37
Product: transmembrane protein 37
Exons: 2
Coding region: 1239-1847 (202 amino acids)
Cellular component (GO): membrane
Molecular function (GO): calcium channel activity; voltage-gated monoatomic ion channel activity
Source: RefSeq, a predicted model, not a curated record